CCUCCGGGGCAAGGCGCGCCUCUGCGCCUGUGCAGAGUCGGCCCCGCCCCCCCUUCACCCUACCCUGCCGGGUCUUGGCCAACAUGGCGGCGCCCUGUGUUUCCUGUAGUAGUGCGCUUUCCUGCAGGUUCUUCCUCGGGGGUAAGGUCAUCCUCGCCCGGAGCCAAGGGCCCUGGAAAUCUUUGGCGGCCGGCCUGCAGGCAGAUACCAGACCCCAGAUAUCAAGGCUAAUACAUACCACAAUUGUAACAACAAAGAAGAAUGUUCCUGCCUCCAGACAGGAGACAUACACAGAGGAUUUUAUUAAAAAGCAGAUUGAAGAAUUUAAUAUAGGAAAGAGACAUUUAGCCAACAUGAUGGGGGAGGACCCCGAAACUUUCACCCAAGAGGAUGUUGACAGAGCUAUUACUUACCUUUUUCCAAGUGGUUUGUUUGAAAAACGAGCCAGACCAAUAAUGAAGCAUCCUGAACACAUUUUUCCCAAACAAAGAGCAAUCCAGUGGGGAAAAGAUGGCCGUCCAUUUCAUUUUCUCUUCUAUACUGGCAAGCAGUCAUAUUACUCAUUAAUGCAUGACCUAUAUGGAAAGAUUCUCCAGGUCGAAAAUCGUCAAAAUCAGUUGCGACCCAAAAAUCAACUGCCAGAAACUAUCCAAGUCAUAGACCUGAUUGGCAGCAGAUGGCUGAUUAAGGAGGAACUAGAAGAAAUGUUAGUGGAAAAACUGUCAGAUCAAGAUUACACACAGUUCAUCCGGCUGCUGGAAAAGUUGUUGGCAAUGCCCUGCAGUCCUUCCGAGAAGGAGUUUGUGCAGAGGUUUCGCAGAACUGUAGCCAGUCAGUCCAAAAAGCACCAGAUCCAGCCGGUGCAGUACGAUGAGCAGGGCAUGCCCUUCAGCACUGGCGAAGGUAGAAGAAAGACUGCAAGAGCAGAAGCAGUUGUUUCUGGACAGGGAACUGGAAGAAUCCAAGUGAACGGCGUAGAUUACCUGCUGUAUUUCCCAGUCAUGCAGGACAGGGAGCAGCUGAUGUUCCCUUUCAUCUUCCUUGACCGGCUUGGGAAGCACGACGUGACCUGCACUGUGUCUGGGGGCGGGAGGUCUGCGCAGGCAGGAGCCAUCCGCUUGGCCAUGGCCAGAGCCCUUUGCAGCUUCAUCAGGGAGGACGAGGUCGAGUGGAUGAGGCAAGCUGGCUUGCUCACCCCCGACCCACGAGUGCGAGAGCGGAAGAAGCCGGGCCAGGAGGGCGCCCGCAGGAAAUUCACCUGGAAGAAGCGCUGAGCCUGUCCUGCCUUCUGCCGUUGAGUCUACACCACAGGCCAGUGCCAGCAGCGCCAUCAUGUUCAGAGUUGUGAGUGGAUGUAUUUUUUAAUGCAA
Fukomys damarensis (Damara mole-rat) is the source of this 1370-nucleotide messenger RNA. RefSeq names its product mitochondrial ribosomal protein S9 (gene Mrps9). Gene Ontology annotation, molecular function: structural constituent of ribosome; RNA binding. The record is from RefSeq and is a predicted model, not a curated record. The transcript is spliced from 11 exons. NCBI's taxonomy places the organism in Eukaryota, Metazoa, Chordata, Mammalia, Rodentia, Bathyergidae. Bases 84 to 1274 code for a protein of 396 amino acids. Gene Ontology annotation, cellular component: mitochondrial small ribosomal subunit; ribosome. Gene Ontology annotation, biological process: translation.